CGCCUAUCCCCUUUAAGAGGAACAGGUGACACAAAGCAAGAGGCGUCAUAAAUGGUGAAAGCGCGCGGGAAACUGUAUUCUGCCUCCAUGAUUGGUCAGGAGAAUAAGACAACAACAGCGCGCGCCAAACGCCGCAACCGGCCCGGCCUCUUUACAGCCCACCAUAACGCCACGAUGGCCCCGCCUCCUUCCUUCAGCGGCCCAAUCAGUACCUGACCAGCUCCUUCAGAAAGGCGCCCCUACUGCAGGGCGGAGCAGCGCUUGGCUCGCCGCCGCUGGCCCGCGAUCCCAAGAAGUUUCGAAUUCUGUUGGCCGGAGAGCGCCCUAGCCAAUGGCGGAGCCAGGAUGUGACCUAGUCCCGCCCACAUGGGCGUGACCGGCCACUUUCUCACAGGUGAUUGCCUGGACUUGGCUGUCACUCCAUUAUGUAUCAACGGGAUUCGGUGAUUGGUUCCGCCCAGGCGCGAAAUGUAACGCGGGAAAAGCUUGGGCUCGGCAGGGGCCGGGCUGCCUGCAGGUUCGGAGGGGUCGCGGCGGCGGCUCGGGUUCUGUUGUGACCGAGGCCAGGUUGUGGAACCGACACCGCCGCAAACAGAGAAGCGCAGGUGCGGCCGCGUCUCCGCGGGCUGCUGCCAUGGCCGGCGGCCGCCGCUGACACGGCGCAUCUGCAGGUCGGCGGCCGGAGCGGGAGGGGAAACGCUGAGACUCGGAGAGGACCGGCCGGCGAUGAGUGGCUGAGGCGGAUCGGGCGGUGACAGGCGGCUGUAGGGUGAGAUCUCCGCGCCCGGGAGAGCGGGCCUGAGCCGCUACGGAGCUUCCACGCCCCGCUGCCUGCGAGGGGCUCGCGAUGGCGGAGAGGCCGCCCCCGGUGAUCUUCUGCCAGGAUUCCCCGAAGCGUGUCCUAGUCUCCGUUAUCAAAACCACCCCGAUUAAACCGUCCCGGGGGGGCGACGAGCCGGCGCCCGCCCCGCCCGUCCCCACCAGCCCUGGCUUCAGUGACUUCAUGGUGUAUCCCUGGCGCUGGGGGGAAAACGCGCACAACGUGACCCUCAGCCCCAGUAGCGCCGCCGCUCCCUCCUCCGUCCAGCAGCCUCGAGGCGGGGUGGUCCGAACCUCCAGCGGGGAGGAUGAGGAGGCGGGCAGCCCGGAUAGCGGCGGCAGCCACCUGAAGGAUGGUAUUAGACGUGGCCGACCAAGAGCAGAGACAGUGCGAGAUCUAAUAAGUGAGGGAGAGCAUUCAUCCAGCCGAAUCCGUUGUAACAUCUGCAACAGGGUGUUUCCACGAGAGAAAUCUUUACAGGCACACAAAAGAACUCACACCGGUGAAAGGCCUUAUUUGUGUGACUAUCCAGAUUGUGGGAAAGCCUUUGUUCAGAGUGGGCAGCUCAAAACACACCAACGUCUUCACACAGGAGAAAAGCCUUUCGUCUGCUCAGAAAAUGGAUGUUUAAGCAGAUUCACACAUGCAAACCGUCAUUGCCCCAAGCAUCCCUAUGCAAGACUGAAGAGAGAAGAACCCACAGGCAGACUGAGUAAAAAACAAACAGCUGACAAUAAAGCUGUUGCUGAGUGGCUAGCAAAAUAUUGGGAGACUAGAGAGCAGCGCACUCCUACUUUGAAAAGCAAAACAGCUCAGAAAGCUGACCAGGAACAACAAGAUCCCUUGGAAUAUCUUCAGUCUGAUGAAGAGGAUGAUGAGGAAAAAAAUAGUGCUCCCUCAGCUGCCCGCCGUCGCCUUCAGGAGCAGCGUGAACGCCUGCAUGGUGCACUGGCUCUUAUUGAGCUUGCAAACCUGGCUGGAGCACCACUGCGACAGUAGCAUAGGAACUGAAUCUGCCAGUAUAUAAAACGUACUGCCUGGUGGUACUUAACCAGUUAGAUCCUGGGCAUAAGCUAAGCACCUUAUUUGCUUAUCAUAGGCUGCUAUUCUGUAGAAUUUAUGAAGAAUGUUGUUGCCCCACAAGAUGGGGUGAGAGAAUUGCACUUUUUUGUAUGGUAAAAGACAGAUGUAAAGUUUUUAAGUAUUUUGUAAAUAUGGGACUGCACAAUGCAGGGUCAACAAAUUGCAUAUUGUGGAAAGUUAAGAUUUUUGCAAGGUUAAUUCAUUCAUUUGAAGCAGUUCUCACAGGAAGCACUUUCUGAACAUAAUGCUGUAUGAAUAGGAGAAUUGUACAGGUAACAAGAUGAGGAUUAUUUAUCUGACUAUUUAAACAAAAUUACAUUUAGUAUGUUUGAUAAUACUGUAAGCAGUGAUGCAACCAAGUCUUUAAUGGCAAUAUAUUUUGCCUAGUAUCACUGAGAAGAGGGCAAAGGUUCUAACUUGUGGCAGGGAAGAAACUGGUUAUGUAGAAACUGAGAGUUCAGGAUCUUCACUGUGACUGCCCAAAGUAUGAGACUGACUUCGCUAUCAUAUUUUAGACUUGAGAUUUCAGUAGAAUCUCUUGAUCUGAAUAGCACUUGUUAUUCCUAGCACAUGAUGUUGGGAACUUUUGCACAUUGUCGGGCUUAUUUGAAGAUGAAUGAUUAGCCUUGCAAAGUCUAGACAUAAAGGUAACAAUUCGUAAUAUUUCUCAGAUAUUUUGGACCCUGUAAUGAGAUUUGGCACUUGUUUUGUUAAUAAAGUGGGUAUUUACAGGGUGGUAUUGAUUUGUAGUAAACUAUUUAGACAUCUUAUUAGCUAACACUACGUUUUAAAGUUCUGCUUUUAUAUGAAUAUUAGCAAAUAGAAGCCUCCAUAUUCUUUUUUUAAUUGCAUAAAGCCACCUUAUUGCUUUACUUCAGGAUAAGAUGUCAAGUUUGUGUUCACUAAGUGUAGUACAGCUAUCAGUUAAACACGGCAGAAGAAUAUUUGCUAUUCAACUAGAAAAUAGGCUUCCAGAGAUAGUUGCAAGUGUGUUUUAAAUUGUGUGGUUUCAUAUAUCUUUCCCAAAUAAAUGAAGUUACAGAACACGGCUUAGUGAUCUCAAGCACAAAACGAAAAGUAAGUUUAGCAGUACAUCCUCAUCACCUCAUGUUUUGUAUUGGUUUUAUCUGACUUACAAUACAACAGGCUUGUCUCAUGGUCUUAUUUUGCUUUUCUUUUGAGCAGCAUAUAACCAGAGAUGCAUAAUAUGCUAACAGAUAAUAAAUUUGGUGAAUUGGGCAUGCUCCUGAAUAUUUUUUUUAAUGUCAGGUUGCUGGUUUAGUGGAUAUUAACAAAAAAUCCAGUUAUCUUCAAAUGUAUUGACCUACUGCUUCUGUAGAUCAUAACAUUACCUGGGCUAUAGACCCCUCCCUCUUAUCACAACAAAACCAGAAAAUAUAGAUGUGAAGGGGAGCCAUUUUUCCUGUUAGUGUGAGAGGGAGGAAAAAGUAUUCAAAACUUAAUUUUUUUAAAACUGAUUAGAUGAGGACAGAUGUUUCAGAAAUCUAACAUGAUUACAGCAGAGAAUGCUACUCUUGAAUUCAGUUUCUAAUAACUGAUGCCUAUAAUGGCAUGAAUUUUAUUAACCUGGUACGUGUUUAGAAUUGAGUUGGUGCACUUAACUAAACAGUGGUCAGAGAGAUUCUAACUUAAGUGGUUGUGAUUUUUAGACUUACCAAUGUAGUUCUUGAUUUCUUGUGUUCAUUUCCUUGUUAAUUUAUUUGGCCUCAAACUUAAAAAAAAAAAAAAAAAAAAAAAAAAA
Molecule: messenger RNA, 3665 nt
Organism: Trachemys scripta elegans
Lineage: Eukaryota; Metazoa; Chordata; Testudines; Emydidae
Gene: ZNF367
Product: zinc finger protein 367
Exons: 5
Coding region: 848-1819 (323 amino acids)
Cellular component (GO): nucleus
Source: RefSeq, a predicted model, not a curated record